CGUAUAUAUGAGUCAAUUGGAACCAUUUGAACAUCAUUACAGUAAUCAAUAUUAAGAGGUAUUCGGAUGUUGUCAUUAAAAUCGAAACUAUUAUUCUGAUAAAGUCAUCUGCAAAGAAUGUGGAAUAUUUUUAAAUAAUGUAAUCACAAUUCAUUAUUUAUGAUAGCCAAAUACUAGAGUAUACAAAACUCUAAAAAUGAAAUUCAGUGCCUUUUUCAAUCCCAUCAAAGUGUUAUAGAAUAUCUUAUCUGAAGGUUUCCCAAAAGGACCUAUUAAGCAACGCUAACAGAUCAUCGAAUUCAUAUUGCAGGCUUCCGAAAGAUUAAAUCUAACAUUAAAUACGUCCUUUUUAGCAAUUAAUUACAUAGAUGAAUAUUUGAGCAAGGUUACAAUCAAUGAAAAUUAAACCUACUUAUUCGUAGCAACUGCUUUGAUGUUAGCAGCCAAGGCUUAAGAACUUGAUGAACGAGUGCCCUUCAUUAGUAAACUGAAAAGAUAUGCUUCAAUGACGAAUCAUCCAGAAAUCAGUCAAUAUUCAACCAGAGAAUACAAAUUUGCAGAGAGGUCCUUGAUUCAGACCAUGGAGUGGAAAUUGCAAAGAGUCACUUUACUUGAUCGAAUAGAAGCUAUUCUCUCCUUCGGAGUCAUAGAUGAUGAUGACAGUUUGGGAUAAUAGCAACAACAAAAGGAAAACAAAGAUAGUUCACAUUAAUAGCAUGUAAAACUAAGAGAUCUCCAAGAAAAUCAAAUCUUACUUUACGUGAAAGAAGUUGAAAACAAAUACGCAGACGUAGCAUUGCAAAUCAUAAGAGGUAUCAGAAACAAAGUAAUUAUUAGAUGAUCAUCUGUAUUUCGGAACAGAUCAAACGAUCUUAGCACUCUCUUGCGUAGCCUAUUUAAGAAAGAAAGCAGGAUUACUGAACAUAUGGUCAUAACAAUUACAGUGUCUGACUGGUAUAAGUGCUCAGAAGGUUUCAUCAUCAGUCUCCUAGAUUAUGACACUGAUUGCUAAAAGUAAAAGCUUUAAAACUAUAACCAAUCUUUAAUUAACUCCUUAAGAUAUCUACUUCUAACCUCUUAUGCCGAACAAUACACUGACAACCAUAAGCACCAAUCAUCUCAACAAUCGAGCCUACCCUUUCGAAUCCAAAAGAUAAUCCUAUGGUGAUAUCAUGAUGCAGAGUAGUAAAUUGAAGAUUCCUUUAUAUCAAUCACAAUCGACUGUGCAAAUAGCUGACAUCCAGAAACAGAACCAUCUGUAUAAGCAUGCCAAUUUCACUACUGCCACCAACUAUUCAUAUCUCAAUGAGAAUCCUGUUAGUCACAUUGUAUAAUAGUUUGCUGUUCCGUAAAAUCAAGAACUUGACAAAAAGUAUGAGCAAGUACAUAAAGUAAGUGGUAGUAUGUUCAGAGCUGUUCAAUGA
Molecule: messenger RNA, 1424 nt
Organism: Paramecium octaurelia
Lineage: Eukaryota; Ciliophora; Oligohymenophorea; Peniculida; Parameciidae
Source: the annotation of a GenBank genome assembly